AUGAAACCGGUAGAUCCGAAUUUACCAGUAGUAAUUACAUGGGCAUAUGCUCAAAAAGAAGUCGCAAAAGCCAAAGGUUACAAUACAACAACCACAAAUUUGACAAAAGAACAAGAAGAUACUCAAGAAAAAGUAUUAAAUUUAUUACCGGUGCUUUCGGAAGUAAAUGCAAUUUCUGAAGAACUAAAUAAAUAUCGUGCAUUUGAGAUAGUUGUAAUGCCAACUGCUUCAUGGGAAGCAGUCAAUGUGAAAGGAUCAAAAGUUAUGAUAAAAAUGCGUAAUUUAUUAAAUCAGAACGCAUGGUUUUGGGAUGAAGUCAAAUUUAUGAACAGAAAUUACAUAAUAAAAGUAAGUUUUUUCUUGGGAAAUGUACUUUUGAUCACCAGAUGGUGAAAAGCUGCGCUAACUUUCUUGAACGUCCUUUGUUAAAGUUUCCGUAGUGUUUGAAUACGCUCACUAAGUCAAAUGAAAUAGUCAAUCCACUCGAAUAUUUACAUAAAUAUUGUUUUAUACCAACUGAAUGUGUGCAGGACGUAGCGAUAUUACUAACUAACAGGAUUGUUGCCAUAUCAGAAAAUUAUUGAACGUAAGACACCGAUGAGAACGAUAAAUAUCCAACCAAACUAACGGUUAGAUUAUCUAUUUUAUUUAACUUCUAUUAAAUUAGUGAUAAAACACGUAUUCGUUCAUUAGAGAAACAAAAAAGUAAAGAACAUUUAAAGAAAGUUAACACUACUUAUCAUUUGUAAAUAUGUUGUUUUUCUUUGUUUUGUAAGGUGCCGGAAAUGUAAAAAGUCAGCAAAAUUUAUUUUUCACUAGAUACUUAUUUAUAUUUCCAAAAUUACUUUUUUCUGAUUCUUCAUCAAAAAAUGAGUCUAAAACACUAUAUGUGAACAUUUUCAAACCCUCCCUUGGCUCAUGCAGCAUGGAUCAUGUUGCGUGAGCCAAGGGAGGGUUUGAAAAUGUUCACAUAUAGUGUUUUAGACUCAUUUUUUGAUGAAGAAUCAGAAAAAAAUAAUUUCGGAAAUGUAAAUAAGACAAGAACACUUCCGGCAUCUUACAUAUUUUUGUAUGUGGGUUGAGAAACGAAUAAUCUUCAGGGUGUUGAUCACAAUUUAGUGAUCAUAUAUAUCCAAAAUUUUGAUAAUGAAAAAAAUUCCUAUCCUUUUAUUUCAUAUCUUCAGUCAGAAAUAAAAAAAUUCAUACCUGAUGAGAUAAAAUACAUAGUGUAAAACACAGGCGACUGUAAUAAGGAAACAGAAUGCGAAAAAUGUGUCCUCCACACGGAAAGAAUAUGAUUGAAACGAUAUAUCAUCGCACUGUAAAAAAUCAAGUGUGCCACACACACUUCCGUCUAUAAUGGCUAGUGAAAGUACUGAAUGUGUAUCUAUCUUCAGACUUAGCUAGUUUCUAGAGAACACCCUCAAUGGUACGCCUAUGGGAUAAAAUGAAAUUUGGUCAAGUAUUGACAGUGUUAGUAAUUAAUUAAGCUUAAAUUAUAAUUAAUAUCUGAAUUGCUAGUCCCCCUUUUCGAAGCCUUGCAGUUCUAUCAAAAAUGAUCGUAAAAACGUCAUUCUUGCGUAGUUUGAGAGUCACUGAUCUACGGUUAUAGUUUAAAAAAAAUUUAAAAUUAUCUUUUUAUGGUAUUAGAUUAUAAUUAAUAAGUGCUAAUUAAUGCUAAUUAGGGUCACUUUGGUGUCUUACACUUCUAUUUGUAAGUUACCGAUUCCUGGCGAUCGUGAACGAAUUUAUCAUUUGACAGAGAUUUUCGAGCGCUACAAAAUUCUGUAUUUGCUUUGCCAAAAGUUACUAAUUAACAGUUAUUUUUACCCAUUUUUAGGUAUAUUAGAUUUCUAAGUGAUUUAUUACUGUGUACAGAAACCAUUUUUAAAUAACUUUUGACUGACAGUAGCUA
Molecule: messenger RNA, 1915 nt
Organism: Didymodactylos carnosus
Lineage: Eukaryota; Metazoa; Rotifera; Eurotatoria; Philodinida; Philodinidae
Source: the annotation of a GenBank genome assembly